GUUAUUUUGAAAUUCUUCAUUAUAUCGAUCGAAUGAAGGUAUCUUAUAUUUCGCAAAUAGAUGUUCCACAGGCGUUUGUGGAGUUGAUGGACUAUCAGAGCAAGUGGAGAGAUGUGGAACGCUGGGAUGCCGCCCGUGGGAAAGGGGAGUUUGCCGGAUCCACGUCCGCUGGUUCACAUGAUUGAGCUCCAUUGUCCCGUGUCAGCCUCCAGACUUCCGGAUACCUAGCUUCGUGAUGCGACUCGGGUUGGUGGUAUCUCUCCAGUAUCUUGAUGUCAAGCACUUCCAUCAACCAGAACAUCCCGUCUUGACUGACUGACAACUGCAAGUCUCAACAGCUAAACCACCCCACAUCACUAGCUCUCCAAAAACCCCAACCUUGGCACUUGGCGUCCAGUCCAGUUUUCUUCUUCUCCCCUCGCAUCCUCAGCCAAGACAACCACCAGCCAGCACUGCGCCGCAACCCAAAUCACCUGCAACCAUAUCCGUUAUCUUGCAUCUUUUUGUAUACCUCAUCUCAUCAAUAUCACCACCAAAGAUGGGGAUGGACGAGAAAUACCCCGUUGGCAACCCCGGAAUGCCGCUCAUCCCACCGCGUCGCGGCCUCAGCCCAGGACGCUUCCUCCUCGCUGUCGCAUAUCUUGUUGUUGUCGGAUUCAUCUACUGCUUCUUCCAGCAGAACCCAAACCACCCGCUUCACUCAUACACCGCCCAUCACCAUGCCGCUCAGCAACCCUCGGCGCCUGAGACGGUGAUCAAGAUGGUGGAGCCUAGCGUCAAAAGGGGGUUGGUUCCCCUUGAGGCGCAUAUCAUGUCCAAGUGCCCUGAUGCGAAGGACUGCCUCCGCGACCUCGUUCUCCCCGUCAUGCAAAAGACUCUCGACAAGGUCAACUUUACCCUCUCGUUCAUCGGCCGACCAACCGAACACGAUGACGGAGUGGCUUGCAAGCAUGGCGCAGAGGAGUGCCUCGGCAACAUCAUUGAGCUCUGCGCCCAAAGCCUUUACCCAGACCCCAAGACCUAUCUCGGGUUCGUCAUGUGCUUAACCAAGGACUACCGCCACAUCCCCCAGCGUGGUUUGAUCGAGGACUGCGCCCUCGAGCAUGCCAUCGACUUUGACAAGCUCAAUGAGUGCGCCACCAAGGAUGAUGGCGCCUAUGGGAUGGGUAUGCUCAGAAGCAGCGUCAGGAGAACCUCGGCGGCCGGCGUGACCAAGAGCUGCACCGUCCGCCUCAACGAGGAGAUCUACUGCGUCCGCGAUAACGGCCAGUGGAAGGAAUGCCCCCACGGCUCCAGCGUCAAUGACCUCGUCAUUGCGAUUGAGAAGCUUUACCACCGGCGCGCUUGAGCGGCUCGAACACCUCGACCCACAGAUCGCUGGCCUCGCCCAGAGUGUAGCUCAUUGUAGCCCGGUCCAUGCCCGCUUCGUCCCCGCCACCCAUCGUCUCCAACUGCGAUAUAAUGCUAUCUAAUCCAACCGCCUUACCCGUCGCCUGCGUGGCGCCCGCCUCGAGCUGCACGUGCACAAUGUGAAUAUGAAAGUGGUAAUAUGUGGGCUGGUAGUGGACAUAGAGUUUCAGCUGGUCAGCCUCGAUGGAUGGGUACACCUUUGUCGUUGCCUCGAUGAACUUCUCCUUCAUGUGGUUCAGCCAAGGGAUGUGUUUCUUUUUCAGGUCGCGCAAGGACCAAAUGUCUCUUCUCUCCACCAGACCCAGCAAGUGCAGCGCAUCGAGGGUCUGGCGGUCCCAGUUCAGGUCGGGCAGCAACAAGAACCCUUCUUCGUUGAGGGAAGCAGCAUCGAACGGUGUGCGGUAGAUGACAUCCUCGACCUCGGUCCUCCCUUCAACAAUAUUGAACACCCAGUUCAGACGGCUGGCGUCGCGCUGGGCUUGCAUGUACGGCCUGACACGCUCGAGGUAGAUUUGCGGUGUUUCGGAGACGAGGCGGACGCCCUGUUUGGAGUAUUUCUUGAUGUGCUUUUCGGUGCAGGGGUGGAUGAGGUUGAUCUUGAGGUCGGCCGUCUCGUCGGAUGGGUUCUGGGAUGAGGAAUUGGCGAGGUACCAAUGGUAGAUGUCAUUAGCACCUAGGUUCUUGAGAGUUUGGAGGGUGGUCGGGACUGAGGCGAGGUAAUCGGGGGAGGAUGGGAAGGGGGCACGCUCGAGGAUGAGGAGGGCGGGGAGAGAGUCGAUUGUGCCGAGGAGGGAGGUUCGGCGGCCUGCUUGGUCUGAGGUUGUGGGUGGUUAGGACGUGGUUGAAUAGCGGAAGUGAAUAUGGUAGAGAGUAAUACGAAG
Messenger RNA from Podospora pseudocomata, 2291 nucleotides. RefSeq lists its product as uncharacterized. NCBI's taxonomy places the organism in Eukaryota, Fungi, Ascomycota, Sordariomycetes, Sordariales, Podosporaceae. The record is from RefSeq and is a predicted model, not a curated record. The coding region runs from base 539 to 1348 and encodes 269 amino acids. The transcript is spliced from 4 exons. Gene Ontology annotation, molecular function: oxidoreductase activity, acting on a sulfur group of donors, disulfide as acceptor.